Molecule: messenger RNA, 2378 nt
Organism: Pseudomyrmex gracilis
Lineage: Eukaryota; Metazoa; Arthropoda; Insecta; Hymenoptera; Formicidae
Product: polycomb protein EED-like
Exons: 5
Coding region: 660-1943 (427 amino acids)
Biological process (GO): negative regulation of transcription by RNA polymerase II
Cellular component (GO): ESC/E(Z) complex
Molecular function (GO): protein binding; nucleosome binding
Source: RefSeq, a predicted model, not a curated record
GUUGCAACGUUCGGCGUCGCUGAAAACAUGCAGCCAUGGCUGAAAUCUUCAAAAACGGCACGUUACGGAGAAGAGACUGUUUAGUUUCUUUCUUGGUAGUAGGCCCAGUCGAGUCAUGUAAGAAAAUCUCAGAAGGCCUCUAUCAAAAUGCAAAGGAAAGAGGAUGGGAUAUAACUGUACAUCAGUGCGAGUCCAUAGCAGAUGUUGUGAGAGCAAGAAUAGACAUCUCUGUAGACUUCAUUAUUUUUGCUUUUGAUUUGAGAGCUGCGUAUACCUUGUCAGAAGUAGAAACUAAUAUAGCCAAGGUAGAUGAAUAUUACAUAUUGUCUGGAGCAACCUGCCUGGUAAACUGUGUCGGAGUGUCCAAUAUUAUGGGACUGAUCCACAAAUCGAAGAGUCUUUGCCACAAGUAUAAAAUUCGUUUUCUUUCUGCCAAUGUUUCUAAUCCAAAGUCUUACGUUAACUUGGCAGAAAGAAUUUUUUGUAUUGCAGAGGCAGUAUUGGGAUUAAAUAAUGGUAUACCAGUCAUUGGAACUGUAGCAACAAUUGAGACAAUAUAAUCAAAGUGAUUCGAUCACUUUGUUCAACACUUUCAUUACAAAGAUUGAUUUAAUCAAUUUUUUAAUUAUUAUAUAGGCUGCUAAGACUGACGUAUUAAAAUGAGAAAGUCGAGUAAUAAGACUCAGGCGUAUGCCUCAAGCCAGGAAGACAGCGAAAAUGACAGUGACGUGACAGAGUGUAGCAUCGGAAGCAAUUCGACAGCAGGUACUCAUCGCAGCGAUACGCCUACACGCAGUGCUCGAUACAGACGAAAGGGACGUCGAAGGAGCAAAACGACCAAGUAUAAACCGUCCACGGACAAACCGUUGUACAAGUAUUGCUGCAGCGUCAAGGAGGAUCACGGGCAGCCGUUGUUCGGCGUUCAGUUUAAUUAUCACUUGAAAGAGGGCGAGCCGCUGAUUUUUGCUUCAGUGGGCAGCAACCGCGUGAGCAUCUACGAGUGUCCGCAAAGCGGAAAUAUACGGCUGCAACAGUGCUACGCCGAUCCCGACCCGGAAGAGAACUUUUACACGUGCGCGUGGACGUAUGACGAUUCCGGGAAGCCGUUGCUGGCUGUGGCUGGUUCACGGGGAGUUAUCCGUGUCAUCAGUCCGUCGACGAUGACUUGUAUAAAGCACUACAUCGGUCAUGGACACGCGAUAAAUGAGCUAAAGAUACAUCCAAAGGAUCCGAAUAUCAUGUUGUCCGCGUCCAAGGAUCACGCUCUAAGACUAUGGAACAUCAAAACGGACGUGUGCAUCGCGAUCUUUGGAGGCGUUGAGGGUCAUCGGGAUGAGGUUCUAAGCGCCGACUUUGACAUCAGAGGCCAAAGGAUCAUAUCCUGCGGAAUGGAUCACGCUCUCAAAUUGUGGUCGCUGGAAAAACCGGACAUGCAGGAAGCGAUCAAGCAAUCGUAUCAUUGCAAUCCCAGCCGUAACGGCAGACCCUUCGACUCGAUACUUCAACACUUUCCAGACUUCACUACUCGAGAUGUACAUCGGAAUUACGUCGAUUGCGUCAGAUGGUUCGGCGAUUUCAUUCUGAGCAAGUCUUGCGAGAAUUGCAUCGUAUGUUGGAAACCUGGCAGGCUCGAAGACUCGCAAUUGCGUAACGGAGAGACAAGCGCAACGGUUAUGCAUCGCUUCGAAUUUAAGGAGUGCGAUAUUUGGUUUAUACGUUUCUCCAUGGACUUUUGGCAGCGCACAAUUGCUCUGGGGAAUCAAGUCGGUCGAACUUACGUCUGGGACUUGGACGUGGACGAACCCGGACAGGCGCGCUGUUGGGCCCUACAACAUCCCCGUUGCACCGCACCGAUUCGUCAGACAAGUCUGAGUCGAGACGGGUCUGUGUUGCUGUGCGUUUGCGACGACGCUACAAUCUGGAGAUGGAAUCGCGAUCACUGAUUCUCGAAUUUUAUUUUAUGGUUAUUGUACGUGCCUUUGCGUGUGUAUGCGUGUGUGUGUAUAUAAAAAUUUAUAUCGCGAUAAUUUCGCAGUUUUUAAAAACUAAAUCGGAUUUAGAUGAAAACUGUAAGAUCUACAUUUUGUUAUAAGAUUAAUUUGAAUUUUUCAUCAUAAAAAUUUAUUCAUUAAAAUAAUUUUUGAAAAUACAUUUAUCAUACGUGCACGCGAGAAAUUGUACAUGUAUUUAAUAAUUUAUAUUAUUGAAGAUAUCGACAUACACUUGUUUAAGUAAUUGAGGUCAUUUAUUUUAAGUUCUUAAAAUAAAAGGAAGUUUAAUUUUUUUAGCUAUUGCAUUUUUGCAAUGAAUAAGUCAUGACUAUAUCAGUAAAUAUACUCUAUUUGUAGCAUUUUACAAUAUACAUAAAAUUCAUGGGA